Oldenlandia corymbosa var. corymbosa is the source of this 3511-nucleotide messenger RNA. Lineage: Eukaryota; Viridiplantae; Streptophyta; Magnoliopsida; Gentianales; Rubiaceae. The record is from the annotation of a GenBank genome assembly.
UACCAAUCAAGUUUCGGCCCAAUUGACUAUGAUGAAAGAACACCUCAACGUUCCAACGUGGCACUCUCCCAUUGGUUCACCUACAAGCAAGUACAAAACCCACACGAACACUACCUGGGAUUCCAAACUCCCAAGUCUCACAGAGUGAAGCAGCCAUGGCGAGAUCUCUAACACUAUGCCUCUGCAGCCUGCUCAUCUUCGGAGCCCUAGCUUUUGCUCAGGCGAAAAAAUCAGACAAGGAUUUGAAAGAAGUGACUCACAAAGUUUACUUUGAUGUUGAGAUCGAUGGGAAACAUGCGGGGCGAGUCGUGAUGGGUCUCUUUGGGAAAGCAGUUCCUAAAACUGUAGAAAAUUUCAGAGCGUUGUGCACAGGGGAGAAAGGUAUUGGAAAGAGUGGGAAGCCUCUUCAUUUUAAAGGAAGCAAAUUCCAUAGGAUCAUCCCUAGCUUCAUGAUUCAAGGUGGUGACUUCACCCUUGGUGAUGGAAGAGGCGGCGAAUCAAUUUAUGGUGAAAAAUUUGCUGAUGAGAACUUCAAGCUCAAGCAUACUGGACCAGGUCUUUUGUCCAUGGCCAAUGCUGGUCCCGACACCAAUGGUUCACAGUUCUUCAUUACAACUGUUACAACAAGCUGGUUGGAUGGCCGACACGUUGUCUUCGGUAAAGUGCUCUCCGGGAUGGAUGUAGUUUAUAAGAUGGAAGCAGAAGGCAGGCAAAAUGGAACACCCAAAAGCAAAGUUGUAAUUGCAGACAGUGGUGAACUCCCUCUGUCUUCUGAGUACGUGUAAUAUGCUCACCCUUGUUCCGACUGACUUUAUGAGUUUACAUUUUGGAGCUUUGUUUGCUCGGGUAUUUUCUGGUAGACUUACUAUCUCGUCACUGUAAUGAACUUCUGACUUCCUCUUUGUUUUUAAGUCGGCGUCUCCUCUCAGAAUAGAAUAUUCCCCUACCUCCCUGAUCGAAACCAGCAUUACAGUUUUAUUAUGAAAUUUGAGUUUUUUUUUUUUGAAGAGUGAAGGCUAGAUUAAGGCUGUAACCGAUGGAUCAAAGUGGAAUAAGGUUCUUACCGAACAAAGCCACAGACAAUUUAAGAGGAACCAGGUAGUAAUUGAAAACUUUGUAAUUCCAUUUUUCAAUUGCAGACAGUGGUGAACUCCCUCUGUCUUUCAUCCCUUUCAAGUUUGGAAAGUUGGAUUUUGGUAUCCAUGCAUAAGAUUCAAUAGCUCCAGCCGUUUCAAUUUUGGAAAGUUGGAUUUUGGGAUCAAAUAAAAUCAUGCAUAAGAUUAAAAAGCUUCAUUAAAAAGCUUGGCAGACGUCUCAGAUUCAUCACAAAGAUGAGCCAAUUAAAAUUCGUCGAUUCUGGAGCGACCCCAUCCUCAGUUCCUAACUCUUGUAUGUGGACUGGUUCUACAAUGAAAUGCAGAAUGAGAUGAAUUCGUAAUUUGUGUAGAUGUUAUCCAAGGUAUUCCCUCUUGUUUAAAAGCUCUUUUGCGCUUUUAUGUAUUUUGAAUCUUAGCAUCCACAUCUACCAAGACCUGGCACAAGCUUCGAAGCAAUUGCGCAUAGACAGCUAGGUGCAGCCUGGGACUCGGGAAUUGAGCGUCAAAGGUUUUUGUUUUGAAAUUCUUGCUCUGUGGUAGAACUGAACAAUAAUACACUGAACUUGACAAUUUGUCCUGAAUGUUAUAUUCCUAUAUACUGGCCGUCCCAAUUAGAAGUCCAAGUAGACAAAAGGCAGACCUUAGACUGCGCCUCAAAAAAAGAGAUCAAAAACAAAACUUUGAAAAGGCAGCAGUUUCAUUACUAGCUUCUCUGGCCACAAAACUUUUUACGGAUACAAGAACUUACCAAGUCCUAGCAAUAAUCAAAGAUGGAACAACAAUUUGGAUGGUUUUAAAGAUUACACGAGGAGGCAAAACAUGAACAACCUGACAUGGAUUUAACUAUAAGAAUAAAGAAUUUUCAUCACAGUACCGUAUGUUUCGUUCUUCAGCAAAAAGUGAAUCCCUGAUACUCAAAAAACAGUAGGGACACAGGCUCUAUAGUCUCGACUCUGAGGCAGCCACCGGUAACAUCUCAGAGCAUGAUGAAUGAAUGUAAAGAGUUAAAUUAAACCAUAUAAGGUAACCAACCUCUGAACAAAGUUCUGAAAGGAAAUUUUGGUUUUAUUGGCUAAUUAUGAAGGGAAAUGUUCAACCUUCGUUAAAUCCAUACUGAUUUUUGGGACAAGGGUUAUGUAAUACUAAGAGAUAAUGGAAUCCAUAAACCACUCCUAGUAGAAAGGGUAAGCCAAAUUUCAGGGGAGAUGUUCUUAUCUCCGGUAGCGAAGAGGGCUCUCCUACUAUAAUGGAAGUGAGGUUCAAUAGAGCUGAGGCUAUAUGACGGGUCCUUCCAACAGCUGAGGGCAAUGUGACGCCAUAACAACACAGAAGAAUUGCCUUUCUUUCAUAGCAUAUCAUUCUUGAGAAAUAAGGCUACAUACUAGAAACUCGAUAAAGAAGAAAACAAGAGGAAUAGCAGACAAUAGAAUCGAACUUUAAUACCUUCCUUAAAUCGGUGUCUGCGGGUAUCAAAUCAAUCAAUCAAUGGAGUGACAAAGCAGUUCCCGCAGUCCUCAUCAUCAUUCAUCACACCACAAAAUAGGAAACCAAAAAAAAAAAGACACAAAAUAAGCAUCACAUUUAUUAGUUCAUCAUGAACCUCACAAAUCAAAUAGGAUGUUCAACGGAGUACCAAUUCUUAUCGAGAAACAACACCACCUCGGCAAUACUUUCCGGCAACAACCUAACUAAAAAACAGAGACACAAUAAAACAACUAACGAGAAGACAUCAGAAUACGCAUAAGCAGGACAAAUCGAACACAUGACAUAAGAGCUUGGAAAAGCUUAUUUUAAUCAAUUCACCCACGGAAGGAAAGGAAGAGUCAUCGAAAAUUACUGAAUGUUUUAGCUGAAUUUGGAAUCUGUUCCACCACCGUGGCCGGCUCUGGCGCCAAGCUAACUGUUGCUAGUGCUGGUGCUAGCGCCUCCGUUUUUCGCGCUUAUGCUAGCAGAUCGCCGGUCCUGAACGAUGCCGGAGAAAUUCACGGCGAGAUCAGAAUAAAUCCCCAUGACUUUAGAAAUAUUACCAUUAAUCUCGCGAAUUAGGGCAACGUUCUGGACCAGAUUAUCAGGAACCUUGGACCGGUGAUUAUCAUUCACCUGAUUAAUCAGAGCUCUGUUCUGAUCCAGCACCGAUUGUGCAUCCUUGAAGCUCCUGCUCAAUGUCUCCCAUGCCUGAGGAUCGCAUUCCUCGUCUUCGUCGUCGUCGUCGUCGUGGUCGGCCGCAGCUUCUCCGCCGCCGUUCUUGCUCUUCCGUUUGUUGGUGCCGCGGGAGAGCUGGUAGCGUUUAGUUAGGGUUCUUGAGGCGUCUUCCGCCAUUCUUCCAGUCCACUCUGUCCGAAUUCACGGUAUCAAUCCGACGGAGAAAUAACGAAGUAAAAUGAAAAUGAUGGGUUUUAUAGUGGUGGAGAAAU